UUUCUCCCUCAGCUUGGGCUUCAAUAGAAUCAGAUGCCACAGCAAAAACAAAUGCCAAAUGCAAACCCAGAUUAGAAUACACUCCAAACAACCCAAGAUUCCUAAUACCAUCUAUAAAUCUCCUUCCAUCGCUUUUGGAGGCAGCUGACAAUCAUCGGCUCAGAAAUCUCCCCUUGAUGACGGAAAAGUUUUGCUGCAUGCUUAUGAGGAUCAACAUCGACUGCAACGGUUGCUUCAGGAAAAUAAGAAGAGUCCUACUCAAAAUACAAGAGAUAGAGAGCCAUUUGAUAGAGAAGAAGCUGUGUAGGGUCACUGUCUGUGGAGCUUUCGAUCCGGCCGCCUUAGCCAUAAAGAUAAGGAAGAAGAUCAACCGUCGAGUCGAGAUAUUGGAAAUCCAUGAGCUCAAUAAAGACUUUAGCAAUGGUGGUCACAAACAGAUGCAUGCUUCUUAACGCUUCCUAAGGGGGCUUGUGUUGUAUACAACAUCAUAUAUACCAUGAGAAGACAAGUGCUAAUAAGACUUGCCUUUUCUGUCCCACUUCAUGAUGAUCCAGUCCGUUCAUCACAAGCGAAAAUGCUAGACAAGUUACAACUCACCUUCAUUUGGAUUCUGAUGCUAUCUGGCCAGUCACAGCUUUCCCAUACAGCCUAACAUAAAGUGUGAUCGUUUUAGAUGAACAGUUUGGAUACAUCCAUACGUAGUGGGGAAUGAGGGGAUAUCUUGUUUAGCAUUUCUCAGCAUACCAAACAAAUAGGAGGAUAUUUCUGCCAUUUAUACAAUGUAUAUGAAGUAGAUUUUAGAUAUUCUCAUAGUGGGUCGUAUUUAACAAAUCCGGCCAAUCGAUUAAAGGGAAAGAAAAUUACUAAGCAAUAUAGAUUUGUGAA
Magnolia sinica is the source of this 885-nucleotide messenger RNA. RefSeq names its product heavy metal-associated isoprenylated plant protein 26. Gene Ontology annotation, molecular function: metal ion binding. NCBI's taxonomy places the organism in Eukaryota, Viridiplantae, Streptophyta, Magnoliopsida, Magnoliales, Magnoliaceae. The record is from RefSeq and is a predicted model, not a curated record. The transcript is spliced from 3 exons. The coding region runs from base 177 to 452 and encodes 91 amino acids.